AUGCUUCUUGCGCGGCUGCGAUCAGUCAAUCGAUUCCGGAAUCUUGUCGGUUGUUACGGCCAGUACUACGGGAGAACCUUCACUUCGGUUGCCCGUCAACGAUCGCAGGUGACUCAAAGCACCCCGCCCCCUCUAUCGCACAAGAGCAGUAAGAUGGCCCCCGUCAAGAUGGAGCCGCCGCCGCCGCCGCCGGUGACCACGGCCGGUGACCUGGUCGAGUCCGCCAAGCGGGCCGCGGGCCGGAGGGCCGUCGCCGAGCACCUGGACACGGCGUACAGGCACAUCGGCAUCGGGUCCGGGUCGACGAUCAAGUACGUGGUGGAGGCCAUCGCCGAGCUACCCGCAUCCCAGACGAGCCAGAUGAAGUUCGUGCCGACGGGCAUCCAGUCCCGCGAGCUGAUCCGCGCCGCCCGCCUGCCCCUGCUCGACAUCACCGACCUCUUCACCGAGAAGGAGUACGAGGACGCCCAGCAGUACAUCGAUGUCUGCUUCGACGGCGCGGACGAGGUCGACCUCGAGCUCAACUGCAUCAAGGGCGGCGGUGCCUGCCACCUGCAGGAGAAGAUGGUGGCCAACUACAGCCGCAAGUUUGUCUGCGUUGCUGACUACCGCAAGCAAGUGCCCAGGCUCCUGACCAACUGGGUUGGCGUGCCCAUCGAGGUGUCUCCCAAGAUCACCGAGGGCGUGCGGCGCGGGCUGAUCUCGAUCGGGGCGCAGAAGCCCUUCAUCCGUUCGGGACUACCGGGCAAGGCCGGCCCCGUGGUUACAGACAACGGCAACCACGUCAUUGAUGCGCCGUUCCCGACGCUGCUGCUCAACAGCGAGGCCCACCUGAUGGACCCCUCGCGCGGCAUCUGGACGCCCGAUGCCCUGCUCAACCGCAUCAAGCAGAUCUCGGGUGUCAUCGAGGUCGGCAUCUUCACCGGCUACGACGGGCCUGAGGCCCGCGCCGCCGGUGCCAACGCCGCCCGGGCGGCGCAGAAGCCCAUUGUGGUCUACUUUGGCAUGGCGGACGGAAGCGUCGAGACCAAGUACGCACAGAAAUAA
This is a messenger RNA of Neoarthrinium moseri, 1047 nucleotides long. RefSeq lists its product as uncharacterized. Gene Ontology annotation, cellular component: intracellular membrane-bounded organelle. The coding region runs from base 1 to 1047 and encodes 348 amino acids. Lineage: Eukaryota; Fungi; Ascomycota; Sordariomycetes; Amphisphaeriales; Apiosporaceae. Gene Ontology annotation, biological process: D-ribose metabolic process; pentose-phosphate shunt, non-oxidative branch. The record is from RefSeq and is a predicted model, not a curated record. Gene Ontology annotation, molecular function: ribose-5-phosphate isomerase activity. The transcript is spliced from 2 exons.